GGGCGGAUCUCUGAAGCAAGAGUUCGUCUCUCUGUAGUCUGAGGAUUAAUGGAGGGCUGUUGAUUUUGGCAAGUAAACCACAGCUGAUCGGAUCUGAAACCUGAAAAAUCAUCGUACCUGAGCUCAAGGAAAGGGAGGGGCUGCUAUCGAUUUGCAGUAAUAAUUACUUGGAAAAUUGGAUAUAUAAGGUUUUUGUGUCGGAAUACAUUGGAAAGUCAAGGGCCUUUACUGUGGUCUGCAAGUGACUGAUAGAUAGAUAGCUAGCUAGGAAGGCGACGAUAGCUAGCCAGCCAGGCGCGCCGAACCGGUUCGACGUUCUAGAUUGUACCAGGGAGAACUAAGCAACAUUCGUUACCGAAAUAGAGGGAAAACCGGCUAGGUCGUUGGCUAGCCAUUGGCUGGCCAGCUAGCUAGCCUGUACAGCUAACUAGUUUACCCCCAACCCCGGAUAAAGGAAAAGUAGUAGCGGAGUACAAUUGACACCUCACUGUUGGCUAGGUAGCCAUGAUAACAGCCAGCUAGUAGCCAGCUUCCUCAAAUACAGAACUCAAAAGGCUCGUGAAAACUCAAAAGUAACCCAGAUCCAAGGGAUCCCUAUCGGCCUGCAAUCAUGGGCAACGCGCCCACCGCCAAGAAGGGCAACGAGAUGGAAAGUGUGAAGGAGUUUCUUGCCAAAGCCAAAGAGGAUUUCCUCAAGAAAUGGGAGAAUCCAGCACAGAACACUGCGGCCUUGGAUGGCUUUGACCGUCUGAAGACCCUGGGCACGGGCUCGUUUGGUCGAGUCAUGCUGGUCAAGCACAAAGAGUCGGGCCAGCAUUUUGCCAUGAAGAUACUUGACAAACAGAAGGUGGUGAAGCUGAAGCAGAUAGAACACACGCUGAAUGAGAAACGCAUCCUGCAGGCCGUCAGCUUCCCCUUCCUGGUGCGGUUGGAGCACUCUUUCAAGGACAACACUAACCUGUAUAUGGUGAUGGAGUAUGUCCCUGGUGGUGAGAUGUUCUCACAUUUAAGGAGAAUUGGCAGGUUCAGUGAGCCCCACGCCCGCUUCUACGCCGCCCAAAUUGUUCUGACCUUUGAAUACCUUCACUCACUGGACCUUAUCUACCGAGACCUGAAACCAGAGAACCUGCUCAUUGACAACCAGGGAUACAUACAGGUAACGGAUUUUGGUUUUGCAAAGCGAGUGAAGGGCCGGACCUGGACGCUGUGUGGCACUCCGGAGUACCUGGCCCCCGAAAUCAUCCUUAGCAAAGGUUAUAAUAAGGCGGUGGACUGGUGGGCUCUGGGCGUGCUGAUUUAUGAGAUGGCUGCUGGCUAUCCUCCCUUCUUCGCUGACCAGCCCAUUCAGAUCUAUGAGAAGAUUGUAUCAGGGAAGGUGCGCUUUCCCUCCCACUUCAGCUCGGACCUGAAGGACCUGCUGAGGAACCUGCUCCAGGUGGACCUGACCAAGCGCUUCGGCAACCUGCGCAACGGAGUCAACGACAUAAAGGGCCACAAGUGGUUCGCCACCACUGACUGGAUUGCCAUUUACCAGAGGAAGGUGGAGGCACCGUUUAUUCCCAAGUGCAAAGGCCCUGGUGACACCAGCAACUUUGACGACUAUGAGGAAGAGGAAAUCCGAGUCUCCUUCACAGAGAAAUGUGGCAAGGAGUUUGCCGAGUUCUAGGCCCAACCAGGAGUAGCGGAAAGAGCCAGGGAUGUAGAGAGAAAAGGCGGGAACAGAAGGAAAUGGGAGGAGAGGUGAUAAGCUGGACUGCUAACUUGCAUUUUGUAAUUACGACAUCAACAAUGUAACAACCCCACCCCCCAAAUGAAGAGCGAGUGAAAAAGAACGAGAGAAAAGACCUGAAAGAGCCAGCAGUGUUGCCUUUUCUGAUUGUUUCUCACCUUGUUACUUAUCCAUGUCCUGUUUUCCCCUCUUGUGUUUAUGGCAAGGGUAGAAGGGGCAGGGGCUAACCACCUCUCUCUUCAGUUGGUUUGUAUCUUGGCAGAGGUGUAGUGACACAUUUUGAGUCAUUGCAGGCAGGUUGAGGCAUUGCUGUUCUGGUACUGAAUCUAGGCUCCUCCUGAGUGGGUCCUCUCUACAAGCUUCUCAAUGAAUGAGGGCAUCUCAUUGUUGUUUUGUAAUUGUCAACCCACUCCUAUCUUGUUACCCCAAUCUCCCCCCUCUGUCUCUCCAUCCUGAAUCUGUCCAAGCAAUACCAAGUCCAACAGACGUGCCUAUCAUAAUGCCAACUGGUUGCAAAACCGUGUCGGAAGCAUUGGUGCAGAGCUUUGGCUAUUGGUGGCAUCAGCCCUUGUGCCCUUUCUAGUUGAAAGCUUGACACUCUCUGCACACGCCUUCUGUCCGCUCGUUGUGGCAUGAUUAUUGGUUUCAGAGGAUGCUCUCAUCGCUUGCAGUUCAAGCAGUGCUGACCACUUUUUGAUCAGAGAAACAAUGAUUUAUCUCUUCAUUUAGGUCUUACUACCUUUUUUUUCGGGACCUGUGAAAUUGUGUACAUGAGCAUUUCUGAUGUUAAUUAAGUCUGCAUUUUCCUCUUCAACUGAAUUUAUUAGAGCAUUUUAAAACCCUUUGAGGAUCAUUGUGUCCUCAAGUCAAUCUGUGCUUGUGUGUUAGUAUUGAAGGGUGGGUUAAAAAGCAGUAACUAACAUAAUGAUCACACACUCUUCUCUGACUAGUGUUUAUUUAACUCAUAGCACAUUUAUACAUGUAUGUUGAUAUAUUAUAGAAAAACGUGAAUAUCCAUCUUUUUUUCCAAAGUUGUCUCUUAGCUGUGAAACCGAAAUGAAGAUUUCAGAAAUAAACAAACAAGUUUGAAUUCUGCCAAAUUCGCAAAAGUAAGGACAUUGCUUACGCCAACAUAUUUGUCAGUUAACUAUGAAGGUGGUUUUUAAUGCGCAGGAAAAAGUAGCAAAAUGAUGCAUGUUAUUUUUGUACAAUAUCACUUUUAAAAGAAAAGAUGUGAAAGGACGUAAAGCUCUGGUCGUGGUGAGGUAUCUGAAAUUGUUCAAACUGACUCUCACCUGCCCCUUUUGUAGGAUGGAUCAAGGCCCGCUUUUUAUCUGCCCCGAAAUCAUGUUGUCAAUUCGUUCAGUUAGAUGUGAACGGUUAAUGCUGAUUUAAUCAUGUUAAUUCACCAGCUCUGUUCAACCUGCUGCUGGCCUGUUUACUCCUACAUCCCCUGAAAUCAUCAUCUUCAAACGGACACUCACAAUGUAUGACUGUUGGAAUUCAGGAUGUAAAUUUGUCAAAUUAUUUUCCAUUUUCUCAUGAGAAAAAAUGUAUAACAAUCUGAUUCAUAGAUUUUGAAAAGCUAUUCUGUGAUUAUUUUAUUUGCAAUGUCAUAUUUUUGGAUGCAAGACAAUUGUAGCCCAAAUCUCACCAAUGGCUGGUUUGUAGACAGGUGUGAUGACGCAACACAUUGACAUGGUUUAGUUGAUUUUCAACAAGGCUUUGUUUUCCCACAAGCUUUUAUUUGGGGUAAUAAGGUUAUAUUAAUUUCCAAUGUAAACACUAAAUGUUGAUUGAUUCGGACCCCCACCAGCCUUCAUUAGGCACCACACCUUGUGCACCUCUUGCAAAUGCAUUUCUUGUGUUGAAUAAUAUACAGUAUUUAUCCUUCAAUCAGUUUUGUCAUUAAGUCUAUUGUAGUAUGGCUUAUUUCUACUGAAUGUACACAAUCUAAUUUUUGAAAAUGAUUAUUUGGCCGUCCUAGAGGUUGCAUCUGAAUGUCUGGAGCGGUCUGGUAAGAAAGCUACUUUACAGAAGAAAAUAAACGUGUAUCGAGUGGAGAUACAGACUUCCAAA
Messenger RNA from Salvelinus fontinalis (brook trout), 3808 nucleotides. Its product is annotated as cAMP-dependent protein kinase catalytic subunit alpha. Gene Ontology annotation, molecular function: cAMP-dependent protein kinase activity; ATP binding; protein kinase A regulatory subunit binding. The transcript has 10 exons. NCBI's taxonomy places the organism in Eukaryota, Metazoa, Chordata, Actinopteri, Salmoniformes, Salmonidae. Bases 611 to 1666 code for a protein of 351 amino acids. The record is from RefSeq and is a predicted model, not a curated record. Gene Ontology annotation, cellular component: cAMP-dependent protein kinase complex; nucleus. Gene Ontology annotation, biological process: peptidyl-serine phosphorylation.